Molecule: messenger RNA, 2700 nt
Organism: Cutaneotrichosporon cavernicola
Lineage: Eukaryota; Fungi; Basidiomycota; Tremellomycetes; Trichosporonales; Trichosporonaceae
Exons: 3
Coding region: 1-2700 (899 amino acids)
Source: RefSeq, a predicted model, not a curated record
AUGAGCUACACCUCUCACAACCACCUCGACUACAAGUGUGGUCUCUAUGCUGUUGUCGAGAAUGAGUCGCGUUUCCUCCCCCAUGUCGACACCUCGGCCCACACGACGAUCAUCGGCACCUCGUCACGCACUGUAUUGAAGCAGUCCUUUGAGAACUCGACAAAGGACAAUAUCGACGAGCUCCGUUACAUCUUUCCCCUUUACGAUGGCGUCUCCGUCGUUGGCUUUCGCUGUACCGUCGGUGACCGUGUGAUCGACGGCGAGGUUCAAGAGCGUGUCAAGGCCAAGGCGCUCUACGACGCUGCCAAGGCCCGCGGCCAGACGGCCGGCCUGCUCAGGCAGUCGGUGAGCGCCGCCGACGCGUUCACCAUCACCAUCGGCAACGUGCCGGCCGGCCAGAAGGUGUUUGUCGACAUCACCUACCUCGGCGAGCUCAAGCACGAUGCCCAAGUCGAUGGCAUCCGCUUCACCAUCCCCACCCGCAUUGUACCCCGCUAUGGCCGCAGGCAGUUUGGCGACUCCGCCAUCGAUAACGUCAGCAAAGGCAAUCUCACCAUCACGGUGGACGUCGAGAUGCCUAAGGGCUCGGCAAUCACGAGCAUCGAGAGCCCGUCGCACCCGAUCGCCGUCUCUGUCGGUCACACUUCCAAAGCUCCCAACGCCGAUCAGACCUUCGAGAAGGCCACCGCCAGCCUCUCCCUCGCCACCAACACCCUCGACGACGACUUUAUUCUCAUCGUUGUCGCAACCAACCUGGGCGAGCCCACCGCCCUCCUCGAGACCCACCCUACCCUCCCCAACCAUCACGCCCUUAUGGCCACUCUGGUACCAAAGUUCUCGCUGCCCGCCCAGACGCCCGAGAUCGUGUUUGUUUGCGAUCGCUCUGGCUCGAUGGACUACCAGAUCCCUAGCCUGAUCUCGGCCCUCAAAAUCUUCCUCAAGUCGCUCCCCGUCGGCAUCAAAUUCAACAUUUGCUCGUUCGGCACGACCUUUGAGUUCCUGUGGAACAAGUCCAAGAGCUACUCGCAGGCGACGCUGGACGAGGCGACCAACUACGUCUCCAAUUUCUCGGCCAACAUGGGCGGCACAGAGAUGUACAAUCCGAUUGAGGAGGUGUUCAAGCGUCGUUUCUCUGACGUCGACCUCGAGGUGUUUGUCCUCACCGACGGCGAGAUUUGGGGUCAGGAUGAGCUGUUCGCCAUGAUGAACAAGCACGUCGAGAAGGCCAAGGGCGCUAUUCGUGUGUUCAGCCUCGGUGUCGGCAGUGGUGCGUCGACGUCGCUCGUCAAUGGCAUCGCUCGUUCCGGUGGCGGCUUUGCGCAGUUUGUGCACGACAAGGAGAAGAUGGACAAGAAGGUUGUGCGCAUGCUCCGCGCGUCGCUUUUCCCCCACAUCUCCGACUACCGCCUCCAUGUCAAGAACCUCAAGUGCGAGAGCUGUGGCGACGACUUUGAGGUUGUCGAGAAGCCCCAGUCGCCGAAGGAUGAGGGGGAUGCCAAGAAGCCCAUCUCCCUAUUCCAAAAGGAUCUCAAGGAGGACGCAGACUCGUCGACCAACGCCGGUGCCAGCUCGCUUCCUGAUCUCCAGGUUCCGGGCUUCAUGCAGACCCCUGGAGUCAUCCCACCUCUUUUCCCAUUCUCCCGCACGACCGUCUACGUUCUCCUCCCACACUCGUGUCCCCACGUGACCCCCAAGUCGGUCUUCCUCCACGCCACCUGCUCAACUGGGCCGCUCGAGCUCGAGAUCCCCAUCACUGUCCUUGACGAGAAGGCUAGCACGAUCCACCAGCUCGCCGCCCGCACCGAGAUGAAGGAGCUCGAGGAGGGUCGUGGAUGGGUGUCCACUGCCAAGGUUGACAACAAGACCAUCAAGGACAAGUUCCCCAGCCAGUACGACGACCUGGUCGAGCGCGAGGGUGUUCGCAUCGGCACCACGUACCAGGUCAGCGGCAAGUGGUGCAGCUUUGUCGCGGUCGAGAAGUGCAAGGACGGCAGCGCGAAGAUUUCCGACGCCCCCCCCGUGUUCGAAGAAGUCAUCAAGGUCUCCCGGGAGGACCGGAUGCCUAUGAUGUCGGCUUGUCGAGGAUCCGCCCCCGUUUUCAGGGCGAAGACAAGUGCCCAACUCAGCAGCAACAACUAUCCGAACGCGGCUCCUAGUUGGGCUUCUAGUGGGGUCCCCAAACAGCUCCCUUCUUACCGCCGAUCAUCGGGCCGCCUCGACAACCAAGCCAUGCCAGGUCCACUUGGCAGCCCUGGCAGCCUCUGGGCUAGCGCGAUGGCCCCUUCUCUUGGCAUGGCCCCUCAUCAGCAGCCGCAGCAGUCAGCGAAGACGAAGGUCAGCAGUAGCGGUAGCAGCUUCGAGUUGAACGGUGGCCACGACGGCGAGACCGACGACUUUGGCGUGGGGGCCACCUUGAACCCGCUGAUGGAGAUCAUUAAACUCCAGCUCUUUGAGGGUAACUGGCGCUGGACGACAGCCCUGGAGAAGAUGACUGGUAUCAAGGCCGCCGCUGCCAAAGCCGCCGCCCCCGGACACGCUGACGACGUCCUCGCGACCGCAUGCGCUGUGGCCUACCUCAAGCUCAAGCUGGGGGAGGACAAGGAGGCGUGGGAGUUGAUUGUGGAGAAGGCCGAGACGUGGCUCGAGGCGCAGGUCAAGGACCUCGCUGCCCUCGAGAAGGCCGUGCACGCGCUGUUCUAA